This is a messenger RNA of Bipolaris zeicola 26-R-13, 909 nucleotides long. RefSeq lists its product as uncharacterized. NCBI's taxonomy places the organism in Eukaryota, Fungi, Ascomycota, Dothideomycetes, Pleosporales, Pleosporaceae. The record is from RefSeq and is a predicted model, not a curated record. The transcript has 2 exons. Bases 1 to 909 code for a protein of 302 amino acids.
AUGGCUGCCAACUUUCUGCAAAUGCUCGAAAAUAUGCAGCCGCGGUCUAAGCGCACGAUAGAGGAUCUCAUAAACUCUGAUGAUCAGCUCGUUGGCAUGGACGGCAUGGAACUCAGAGGCUGGACCCAGGCCAAUCCCACUGCGCCUAGCCGUGACCUGAAAGAUCCAGUGGGCCAAACUCUCCUCGCUGCAUUCAAUGGAGAAUUCGAUGCGCUACAAAAUUAUUGCGAGAUGAUGAUUAAACAACUAGGCGGGGAUGAAAACGCACGUGAGACUGUCAGACAGGACAUGUACGCGAAGAGAUGGGGUCCUGUCAAAACCCCUGUCUAUGCAAUAUUACUACCAGCACUCCACAUGCUCCCAGGAAAGAAGGAGGAGCUACUCGGAAUAGUAAAGUACCUUGCCAAUGAUCUCAAAGUACCAGUCGACGGAAAAGACGUCCUAGGCUCCACAGCACUAUUCUGGGCCAUAUCUACAAAGCCCUAUGUACAACCAGAAUUUGCGCAAAUUCUCUUCGAUGCAGGAGGUUCUGUCAACACCAAAAACAGAUUCAAUGCUACUCCAGCAAGCGAGAUAGCGCAAGCAGAUCUUCACGGCGAUACUACCAAGAACGUGCAGAUGAUGAAGUGGUACAUCGAGCAUGGGGGUGAUAUCGAAAACAAAGAUACUGACGGUAUGAGUGUCAAGAUUUUGGUUGAGAUGAUGAAGAAGAAGGUGCCGCAGAUGGCCGAGGUUAUUCAGAAUGGGAGGGGACCGAGGAAAGAAGGGGAUUGCACGACUUGUGGGAGGAGUCCCAAGGGUGAAAAGACGUUUCCGGCUUGUGCGAAAUGUAAGAAGGCGAGGUAUUGUUCGCAGGAGUGUCAGAAGGUGGAUUGGAAGACGCAUAAGAAGACGUGUGUUGCAUCGUAG